AUGUCCGAGCUGCGCGACAUCGACUACUUUGAUCUCUAUUUCGGGUUUCCGGCCCCGGAGCCGGGCGUGCGGCCGGAGCCGGCAGCCGUGCCGGCCUGGCUGCUGACCCCCAAGGCCCGGACUUUCCUGCGCCUGGCCCGGCGAUUCCCACUACAAGCGCUGGCCACCACCGGCCGACUGGCGGGGGCCUUUCCCACCGACGUCCCGGCCAUGGACACGGUGCUGGAGCGGCCGGCCACCGGGGCCGGGGGCCUGGUGGACACCUUCCACCAGGUGACACUGGACCCGCGGGCCGUGGCCGUGGGCUGUUUCUAUGCGCUGCGGGUGCUGAGCCUGAUCCUGUGCGGGGCCGGGCGCGAUGGCGCCGGCAAUAGCACCCUGGCCGCGGUGGACCCGAUGACUCUGGCGAUCUUUCGGGCCGCCGGCGGGGCACAUGGCCGGCCAUAUGGGGCCCGGGUGCGCGAGGGGGAGCUGCUCUUUGCGCUGGGCCAGUUCCGGGCUUUUGCCCCGGCACCGGGGUUCCCCCGGUGUGCGGAGGCCGUGUCGGCCUCCCUUGCGGCCAUCCCGUCCGGGGAUCUCCUCCGGCAGGGGCCCCCCUCGGCCGAGAGCCUGUCCCCGUCGGCGGCCACGCUGGCCGACCUGACCCUGCCGACGGUGGACACCGACAGCGAUGACAGCAUGGGGCCCCUGUCGCCGGAUGGCGGGUCUCUCGGGCUGGUUGGCCCUCGGGGGACGGCGGCCCUGUUGGCCGGGAGCCCGGACCCACGGGAAAGCAUGCAGCUGGUGUACAUCAUUGACCAGCUUGGCUCCCACCGUGUGAACUUGCAAAAGCUGGUCCGGCGCGCGCUCGGCAUCCCCUACACCGUGGUUGUCGGCUCGGUGGGCGAGUUGUGCGACGAGCUGCUGGAUGAGCGCGGCCACUUGGUCCGGGCGGCCCUGCGCGGGACCGGCGGACGCGGGGGCUGGCGCCGGCGCCCGAGCGACGCCGCCCUCCUGCGCACGGAUUGCGUGGUCAUUCACUUUGUGCCGGAGGCCCAUGCGGCGACCGACAGCCCAUCCGACCAGCUGGGCGAGUGCCAAUCGGCCGAGGAGGCCUGGGAAUUCCUGGCCAAGCGCCUGGUUCGGUACUGGUCGAGGGUGUAUCUUCCGGAUGCCCUGCUGGCAUCGGGCCCGGCGGCGCCGCGCCAUUGA
Molecule: messenger RNA, 1191 nt
Organism: Fonticula alba
Lineage: Eukaryota; Rotosphaerida; Fonticulaceae
Exons: 5
Coding region: 1-1191 (396 amino acids)
Source: RefSeq, a predicted model, not a curated record